GGCAACCAAAACCGAGCAACAGAGUAUGUGGGGUCCAUUUUAAUGUUACAGGCCAAAGGGCCUACGAGGAUGUUCUUCCAAGGUUUUUCCCAUCAAAAACAUACCCACCCUGGACAAAAGAAACUCAUCGUUCUGCAAAAAGACAGAAACAGCAACAUGAGCCCACACCACCUUGUGGAGAACAGCCAACAGAGGAGCUGGUAUUCCUGCCUGAACUGGAUGUGGCCAGCGUGGUGACCUUGGGUGCCCCAGCCUUGUUGUCUGAACAAGUUGCCACUGAAGAGCAGUGCCCCUCAAAGACUCAGCAUAUGGAUCACCCUUACAGUGUUGCCCAAACAAGCCCCCGUAAAGCAGUCUCUGAGCAGAAGCUACUUGCUGCUUCGCUGCUGGAGUCAACGAACCAACUUCACAGGGAAGUUCAAGAACUUGCAGCACGUAACACAGACCUCCAGGACAGAGAAAAGCACUUGGAGAGAAAGCUUGCUCACAUGCAAGCUGAAAGACUUCGGGCACCUCAGCUACCUGACACAACAAAGUCGCAGGAAAUGUUAGCUGAUGCCAAAAUGUUGAGAUUCUACACAGGCUUUCAAUCUGCGCAGAGAUACAUGCUGUUCAUUAAGUUUGUAGAAGAUGGGUUAUCAGCUUAUCAAGAUGUAACGGGUCAAGGUAUUCCAUGUGUAAUGCACAUGAUGGACCAAGUGACACUCGUGCUCAUGAGGUUCAGAUUGAACCUUCCUGAUCAAGAUCUUGCGUACAGGUUUGGCACGAGUUUGACCAGUGUAAGCCGCAUCUUUUCAUUUUGGACUGAAUUUCUAGCGGCUUACCUCGGACGGGUGCCUCACUGGCCCAGUCGUGAAAUCGUCAAAAGAUUCAUGCCUCAGGUGUUUAAAGAUACCUAUCCAACUACAAGAGUUAUCUUAGACUGCACAGAAAUAUUCAUAGAAACCCCUAGUGAUUACACUGUGCAGAGUGCCACUUAUUCAGCGUACAAAGGUCAGAAUACAGCAAAAGGACUUGUUGGUAUAUCUCCAAACGGCAUGGUGACUUUUGUUGCUGACCUUGCUCCAGGAAGGCUUUCUGAUAAAGAGAUAACACGGUGCAGUGGUCUGUACAAAAAGCUGGAGCAAGGCGACUCAGUAAUGGCUGAUAGAGGAUUUUUGAUUGAAGAUGAUCUUACUGAGCUUGGCGUGUCACUAAAUAUUCCGCCGUUUAUGAAAGGAAAAUCCCAGCUGUCAUUACAGGAUGAACAAGAGACGAGAAAAAUUGCUAAAGUCAGGAUUCAUGUUGAACGUGUGAUUGGCCAACUGAAGACUUUCAAAGUUCUUAAAGGGCCCCUCACCAGCUGGCUGGUCAAGUUUAUUCGGUUCAUAUCCGGCCUCCUCAAUCACCGCAACUAA
This is a messenger RNA of Rhipicephalus sanguineus (brown dog tick), 1397 nucleotides long. RefSeq lists its product as uncharacterized. Bases 309 to 1397 code for a protein of 362 amino acids. The transcript is spliced from 4 exons. The record is from RefSeq and is a predicted model, not a curated record. NCBI's taxonomy places the organism in Eukaryota, Metazoa, Arthropoda, Arachnida, Ixodida, Ixodidae.